Molecule: messenger RNA, 1347 nt
Organism: Varanus komodoensis (Komodo dragon)
Lineage: Eukaryota; Metazoa; Chordata; Lepidosauria; Squamata; Varanidae
Gene: TFEC
Product: transcription factor EC
Biological process (GO): regulation of transcription by RNA polymerase II
Cellular component (GO): nucleus
Molecular function (GO): DNA-binding transcription factor activity, RNA polymerase II-specific; RNA polymerase II cis-regulatory region sequence-specific DNA binding; protein dimerization activity
Source: RefSeq, a predicted model, not a curated record
AUGGCUGUGGUGGAGGAAGAGUCAAACAGAUUGAGUGCACUUGCUACACCUUUAACCUGUUCUGGUCAGCUGUGCUUUUCCACAGGCCUCUCACCUGCAUCUGAAGCGCCUCAGAGGAAACUACAUCAGGAGCUUGAAGGCUUGCCUUGUGUGAAGAUAGUUACAGAUGACAUCUUCAUUAUAGGAGAAGGGCUCCCACAGAGUCCUUUGGCAAGAGUGGCAGCUGCUACAGGAGUUAUUCCAGCCAUCAAAGAGGUUUAUCAGUCCUUAACAGUGACACCAAGAAUACAGCAUUGCUUGAGGUUGGUUAGUAAUCAUCUAGCAACGUUUCCUGGAUUAUUUGAUUGUGCUGAACCAAAAAUGCCUCAUUUGACAGACUGUUCUUACUCCCAGGUCCAGACUCACUUGGAAAAUCCAACAAGGUAUCACAUUCAGCAGACUCAAAGGCAUCAAGUGAAGCAGUUCCUGACCCUGGAUACCAAGCUGUCCAGCCAAACUUUGUCACUUUCUCAUUCCCAUUCCAUCCAUUCUUCUGCAGCUGCACCCAUAUUAAGGAGUGGGCAUAUGCCACCUACCAGUGAUAUAAGCACCUCUGGAAGUCCAGUGACCAAACUGCUGACACUUGGAGGAGAACAUGAAAAUGCGAUGGAGGAAGUUAUUGAUGACAUAAUCAACAUGGAAUCUAGAUUUAAUGAUGAAGGGAUAGGUUGCUCUGAGACACCACUACUCAUGCAAAGAACUGUAAUUGAAAGAAGAAGAAGGUACAACAUUAAUUACCGGAUCAAGGAGCUUGGCACGCUUAUCCCAAAGUCUAAUGAUCCUGAUAUGCGCUGGAACAAAGGAACUAUUUUAAAAGCAUCAGUGGAGUAUAUCAAGUGGUUACAAAAAGAACAACAAAGAGCCAGAGAAUUAGAACACAGACAGAAGAAAUUAGAGCAGGCUAACAGGCGACUUUUGCUUCGAAUUCAGGAACUAGAAAUACAAGCACGAGCCCAUGGCCUCCCUCUUAUGUCUUCAGUUGGCACUGUAGACUUAGCAUCCCAUGUCAUGAAGCAACCUGCAUAUCCAGAAGAAAAUUCAAUAGACUAUUCUCGACAUCUUGCAGUGGUCCAGGAACAACACUCUGACCUUGGUGAUACAACUGCAGCCUUUUCUGAUCCACUCUCCCACUUUACAGAUCUAUCUUUUAGUGCAGCUUUAAAAGAACAAAGGUUAGAUGAAAUAUUACUGGAUGAUACAAUAUCACCUUUUGGGACAGAUCCACUUUUAUCUUCAGCAUCUCCUGCUGUUUCCAAAGGUAGCAGCCAAAGAAGCAGUUUUAGUUCAGAUGAUGGAGACGAUGUAUAA